Raphanus sativus (radish) is the source of this 1187-nucleotide messenger RNA. RefSeq names its product putative Myb family transcription factor At1g14600. Gene Ontology annotation, molecular function: DNA binding; DNA-binding transcription factor activity. The record is from RefSeq and is a predicted model, not a curated record. Lineage: Eukaryota; Viridiplantae; Streptophyta; Magnoliopsida; Brassicales; Brassicaceae. The transcript has 6 exons. The coding region runs from base 16 to 1044 and encodes 342 amino acids.
GAGAGAGAGAGAGAGAUGUAUGACAUACUGUGUGCAUCCAAAUUAGACAAAGAGAAUAGAUGGAAAAAGAGACAGUCAUCUUUUAGAAAGAGCCAAAACUAUAUCAGAAAACUAAAAAAAAAAACUUACUCUUUUAAUCCAAACCACACCCACAAAUCAUCUCUCAGGGCUGUUCGUAUCUCUUUCUUCGCCCAAAAUUCUUUAAUUUCUUUCUUGGGUUUAAGGAAACCUCAGAUCUUGUUCUUGUGGGGUUUUAGGGUUCCUGGGACUAAUUUUUUUAAGAAAAUGGGUAAACGUGGUGGGAAAAACAGUAACGAAAACUAUAACGGCGUUGGAUUUAAGGAUCACGGAGGCAGUGGAGUUAGGCCAUACGUACGGUCUCAUGUGCCUAGACUCAAGUGGACGCCGGAUCUCCACCGUUGUUUUGUUAACGCCGUCGAUAUGCUUGGUGGCCAACAUCGAGCUACUCCGAAGCUCGUUCUUAAGAUGAUGGAUGUGAAGGGACUCACCAUUUCACAUGUCAAGAGCCAUCUCCAGAUGCAUAGAGGUUGUAAACUCACUUUGGAGAGUAGGGAUGAAUACUCUUCAGCAUCAAUAAGAAGAGAAUACCCUGAAGAGGCUUAUCUUCAUGACUUGUCUUUACACACGAGGAAUGAUUGUCUUACGUGUUUUCACUCCUUUCCUCUUUCUUCACAUUCUUCUCUACGAAGAGGAAGAAGAAAGGAGCAUACUUUGGAGUCUGGUGGUGGUGAUGAUGCUGAUGAUGACUUCCUUCGCAUCAUGAACAUGAAGACGAAAGAAACGACGACGCUUUCAUCACAUCAUUUCCACAAGAAAACAGAGGAGACAAACCCUUGGCAUGAAGAAGAAUUGUCGUUGUCUCUAUCGUUGAAUCAUCGUCAUCAUUGGAGAAGUAUCGGAUCAUCAGUGAGUGAAACAAGUGAAACGAUCUCCACAUGUUCAGCACCAUUCGUCAAUAAAGAUUGCUCUCUACCAAAGAUUGAUCUUAACCUUAACCUUUCAAUUUCUCUCUUCCGUAGUUGAAAUCACGAAUUAAAUUUUUAUUUAUUAGAUUAGUUGUAGUGAAACAUUCAUAAUCUUUUGUUAAACUACUAGGAUUUCUUGUUUUCCAAAGAUUUAAAGUCAAUUGAAGAAAUUUUGAAAUAAUAUGACUGGAUUGCUUUAUU